Messenger RNA from Schistosoma intercalatum, 4139 nucleotides. Lineage: Eukaryota; Metazoa; Platyhelminthes; Trematoda; Strigeidida; Schistosomatidae. The record is from the annotation of a GenBank genome assembly.
GGUGAACCGGGUAGUGCUUUUUUCAAAACGUCUACAUUUUCUGACUUGUUUUCGCAUCAUAAUGAUACCUGAUCCAUCCGAAUUAGUUCACGGUAAAUCAGUCGAUAUAGAAAAGCCUCGAUAUGAUCAGUCCACAUACAUUGGCAGAGCCAAACACUUUUUUAUUACAACUAAUCCUUUGAACGCAUUCAAAACAUCUACUGAAUUAGAAGAAGCAAGGACCAUCGUUCAUAAUUAUAGGAUAGGGAUUAUUCAACCCGGUUUAACUGUAGAAAAGCUUUGGCAAGCAAAAAAUGUGUACGACUCAGCGUUCCAUCCAGACACAGGAGAAAAAAUGAUACUCAUUGGACGCAUGUCAUUUCAAGUUCCUGGGAAUAUGUUUAUAACGGGUUGUUUGCUACAGUUUUACAAGUCUACACCGGCUGUCAUAUUUUGGCAAUGGUUUAACCAAACAUUCAAUGCCGUUGUAAAUUAUACCAAUCGUAGUGGUGACGCACCUAUUUCAUUAACACGUCUUGGGAUAUCAUAUGUUUUGGCUACUGGUGGAGCAUUAGGCACUGCAUUAACUAUCAAUAAACAAGUUCAAAAAUUCCCUCCUAUAAUUGGUCGAUUUGUACCAUUUAUUGCAGUCUCUGCAGCUAAUUGUAUUAAUAUUCCAUGUAUGAGAAGUGCAGAACUAACUGAAGGUACACCUAUAUUGGAUGAAAAUGGUGAGAAAUUGGGUAAAUCAACUGUUGUAGGACGUAGAGCUGUUAGUCAAGUGGUUUUAUCACGAAUAUUAAUGGCUUCCCCUGGAAUGACAAUUUUGCCUUUUGUGAUGCAAUCAUUGGAAAAACAAAAAUUGCUUAUUCGUUAUCCUUGGUUGGGAGCUCCAAUACAAAUUAGCUUAGUCGGUUUAGUGUUAUCACUUGUAACGCCUUUAUGCUGUGCUGUAUUCCCACAAAUCAGUUCAAUUCCAUUUCAUAAACUUGAACCUGAUGUUCAAGCACAUAUUAAAGAAAUUCGAUCUGAUCGGUUACCUUCAGUUGUUUAUUAUAAUAAAGGUUUAUAAUUUGUUUUAAAUAAACAAAAACAAAAUAAAUGAAUGUUCGAAUUAAAUUCCAUAUCUGUAAGAGGAAAAUUAAUUUUAUAUGAAUGUAUUCCAUUUAUUCACAAUUGCAUUUUAGUUAUUAUUCUAAUAUUAUUUUUGUCAAAUGAUUUGUUAGAUUUGAAAUAGUCCAUUUAGAUGCAAUGUAUUUAAUAUACUUUUCUGGUGUAGAACAAUUGAUUUCAUUCAUUUAAACAAUAUUUCUACUUCUCUAACUAUUUAGUAAGUGUUCGAAGUAAUUGAAUAUACUGAGGAAUUGUUUUAUUCUUCUAAAGGUAUGACGUUUUUAAUUAUUUGAAUCACCAGGUUUCCCAGUGCUCCUCUAAUAGUUAUUGAUAUUAUCAUGUAGUCUGAUACAAUCCCAAUUGUUGCUGCUACCUUGACGUGGUGAUCGGGCUUCCUUAUCGUAAUGAACCAAUCGAGUUAUACUGACUGGAAUAAUCGUUCCUCAAGGUCUUACUAUUCCAGGCAGGUCGGUUGAGGAGUGGUAAGAUUAAAAGCUGCAAACCCAAGAACCGAAGAAGUCGUACUGCUGAUUGUAUAGGGAUGUGAGAGCAGUAAGGUGUUUCCCUCAGACAGACAGCAUAACAGCGAUGCUGUCUUCCCACAAAGGAGGGAUUGGGUUAGAAAAUGUCGACCCUAAAAAUGCACACCUCGCCUUAUCACACGGAUUUUCGUCUCCAGCGGCUAGGUUUCAACAAACACGGAGUUAACACAAAAAGUUGUGUGUGAUCUGCCACAAGCAGUUGUUCCUUAGGCACUGCAGUCACGCUCUCAGGUCGCUAAAACCAACUCUAACCCAAUUUUCUUUUCAGGUACCUCCAGAAGAACCCUUCCAUGGUGUGGGCAACCGGAAAGUGAUAACUGCCUUCAUACCUUUAACAGCCCUCAAAAUCACUGUAUUCAUAUUUGAUUCCCCCCUUUGGUACAAUAAUAAAUGCAUAUUUUUCUGAACAGUAGUGGUCGACAACAAAUAAGUGUUCAACUCUCGUAUUUUAUCAAGGCAUAGAAAUGUCACACCGUAGCACUUUAUCUGUAACAGAAAACAGUUAUUACUGAACUCAAAUGCAACUUGUUAAGUGUAUUUCUAACUAGCCUUAAAUUCUCAUCGAAAGAUCCUAUGGUUUAAGCAGAUUGAUAUCAUAGCAAAAUAAACUAUUCAUCAUUAUUGGUGCUCAAGUCGCGAAGCAAUGGGAACCAAAUUCUGAACUUGAGCAAUUUCUAUACCAUAGCUCAUUAUUGUUAUUAUUAUUAGCUUUAUUCAAUAUUAUAAUUUUGGUACAAUAUAGAAUUCUCAGCGCAAAGUAUUUCAACAGGUUCCCGUUUCUUUCUUCUUGGUCGGUCCUGGCGAUAAAUAUUGAGGGAUCACCAGUUAGAUGUUAGCACUUCAGUGAAUGAACAACUGAAUAAUGUACAUUCUUUUCGUUGUAUAUUGCCAGCAACCAUAUUGUCUCUUAUUGAGUUUUCUGUAACUUUGACAACGAAAGGUUGUACACUUUUCAGAAACGCAGCAGAAUAGGUUAUGCGAAUAAUUAACAUAAUGAUAUAUUAAAACAAACAACAAUAGAUAACUUGUUGAAAUAUCUAGAUGGCAGAAACAGGUAGCCCAGAUGCUAAAGCAGACCGCCCUUGUCGUAGCCUGAUUAGGUCACUUCCUGUCAGGUGUCACGUCAUGUACUUAUGUAAUUUUUGUAACACCAUUAGUAUUACAAACAAGAACAGAAAUCGUGGCGUCCUGGUUGUUCUUCAGUAAUGACUGUAUAUGAAACCAUAUAUAGUUUUCUAGACCUGUUUAUAAUCCACCAAUCAAUUUGACUAGGUCUCAAUAUGUUGGCGUUCUGACUGAUAAGUGAACUUGUAGGACCCAAUUCAAACAUCAGUUUGCCUAGUUAUGAUAACUGUCAAGUGUUUUAUAAAUAUCAGCUGUUAUCAACAGUCAGUGAGGCUGCGUACUGUAUAGUUAGUUUUCUGAUGUUGUGUUUUUCCUUCUCAUAUACAAUGUGUGUUUAUUCAUUUCAUCAACCUAGUUCGAUCUACCUAGUAUUACAAAAUUCAAUCACAAGCAAGUUUAAGCAUUACAAUCAAUCCACAUCAGGAUCCUAAAACUCUAUCUUCUGGUAAUGUUAUUCGUGGUGCUGACAUAGAUUGCUGUUGUCUUGUAAAAUUUGUUGAAGUCCUUUUUGACAAUGAUAAGACAUCAUAAGAAACGCUCAUAAUGCAGUCGUGUCAGCACAAAGACAGCAUUUAUUCGGUACUCAGCAUUUUUCUCAAUUGCUGUCAAGUUUUAUGCUUGGGAACCACACUCGUCCAAUCAUUAUCAAAUUUCAGGCGCUUAAGAUUAUCCAGAUAAAUGCCUACAAAAGAUAUUCCGAAGAACUUGACGCUCCGAGGGACUAAAGCUUUUAACAGUGCAAUAGCUCGGCAUCUACUUGACACCGGGCAUACCGUCGAUAUUAUGCGCGCAUUUAAAAUUAUCAAUAGACAAAGUACUACUACCACUCUCCGCUUUGCUGAAGCCAUUGCAAUUAAGAAACUGAAACUGGACUUAUGCAUCCAAAAAGAGACUUUAAUAAACUUAUCACUACCCUGGUAAUCCCUUUGUUUCUGUUUGUUUUGUGUUUUGGUUAUUUUAUUCAUUUAUUUAUUCUAAGAUAAUUUAUACUCCCCCCUAUUACCUAAUUCUUAAAAUAAAUUUUAUUCACACAUUUCCAUCACCUGAUCAUCUUAAAUCAUCUUAACUUUCAAAACCCUAUUUAAUUAUUAUUACUUAAUCUACCUUAUCAUUAUUUAAUUCCAUUAAUCUCUACAAUUAUCACACAAUUUAUGAACUUCACUGAAUUAUUACACCACCCACCCUGGAUUAACCCCCCCUCCUUUGACCUCUGACCUGUUUCUAGCAUAUAUAUAUAUAGUUAUUAUUGUAACCCAGUUAUUUACACUCAUCUAUGUCAUUUGUUCUCACUCAAUCUCCAUGUAAAAAUUCUAUCAUAAUUUUGGUUUGUAAGCAGCUGACGACAAACCUCGAAAUAAUAUGAAUUCAUCCUAUUCUGCA